Messenger RNA from Anas platyrhynchos (mallard), 1446 nucleotides. RefSeq names its product endothelial cell surface expressed chemotaxis and apoptosis regulator (gene ECSCR). Gene Ontology annotation, biological process: negative regulation of angiogenesis; positive regulation of endothelial cell apoptotic process; positive regulation of proteasomal protein catabolic process. The record is from RefSeq and is a predicted model, not a curated record. NCBI's taxonomy places the organism in Eukaryota, Metazoa, Chordata, Aves, Anseriformes, Anatidae. Gene Ontology annotation, cellular component: plasma membrane; cytosol.
CUCUGCUAGAAUCAGCCCAAGCAGGCAAAUCGUUCCUCACCCUCUUUUCCCUCUCGGUAUGGACACAGCCCCAGCCGAGCUGCACAGCCACGAGCCGAGGGGAAGAUGCUGGCUCCGUCCGUGCACCCGCUCCUGUGGCUGUUUGGCUGCGUGCUCAUCAGAGGUACUACAACCUCCACAGACGCCUCCACAGUCCACCCUGUAGCAGACCGAUCUCAAUCAACCAACCCUGAAGUAAAGACCCAUACCUCAGAGCCUUCAGUAAAGUCAACACCGAUUGACUUGAAUCUCACCUGCACAGACAAGACUACUACAACCAAAUCCUCUUCCAUCUCUACAACACCAACAUUGCCCACACGCAAUGAAACGUCUAAUGGAAGCAGGAGCACCGCAGCUUCAUCAACUCGAGGUGAAGAGCCCAAGAGAAAUGAGAGUACUACAACAGCAGCAACUCAAGGUGCUCUCUCCCUGGUCUCAGAGACAAGCACCAACACCUCAGAAGCAGUUACCCCAACAAUGGACACCUCUGGCACUACUCUCACAUACGAGAAGUCUCCACUGACUGUGGCAGCUUUUGGUGUCAUCAGCUUCAUAGUUAUCCUGGUCGUGGUGGUGAUCAUCCUCGUCAGCGUGGUCAGCCUGAGGUUCAAGUGCAACCGCUCAAAGGACUCAGAAGACAAACAGAAGCCGGGGAGCUCCAUGGUAUCGGAGAGCUGUUCUGCAGGCACAAGUGAGAAGGAUAACAGCAUCACUCUGAUCUCCAUGAAGAACAUCAACAUGAACAACAGCAUGAGUUACCCACCAUCAGAGAAGGUGCUAUGAAGCCAACACGGAGCUAGAAGCUGACACCUGACUACCAGCACUGACUUUCUAGGCUUUUUUCCCCCCUUUGGGAAAGAGCAAGGGUGGACUUUUUAUAUAAAUUAUUAUGCCCUUUUUGAUCAAUACAUUUAUGGUAGUAUCCCGUAUAGCUUCUCCGACUGGAGGAGGGAAAUGGGCUUUCUCCAGCUGUAGCCUGUCAUGUUCAAUGGUUGAUAUCUAACUGUAUUUUUGAUAUGUCUUCAAACCCUCAGAUUAUUCCAGCAGCAAGAAGCACCAAGGAGCCACCUACCUGGCUAACAAACUGCUGCCUUAGAUUACUGGCCUUUACAGUCUGUGCUAGCCACAGGCUCGCCAGGCUGUUAAUCAGCACAGCCCCCCGUUGAGCUAAACCCAUGCCUUAGACAAGCACGGCCUGAAGCUGAAGGCCUGAUGGGACCGAGAUGCCCAAGUGCUAGGUCAAAGCACAGCCCAACUGCUCCAAGCCCCUUACGCUUGGUGCCUCCCUGUCCCCACGGGGGGGCAUGACCGUACCCACCUACCUCACAGGGUUGUUGUGAGGCUAUGUUAACCCGUGUCUGUAAAGCAUCUGGAAAGACGUGAAUUAAAGGUGCUGCUGAAAUGUAA